Esox lucius (northern pike) is the source of this 1697-nucleotide messenger RNA. RefSeq lists its product as uncharacterized. Lineage: Eukaryota; Metazoa; Chordata; Actinopteri; Esociformes; Esocidae. Bases 86 to 1477 code for a protein of 463 amino acids. The transcript has 20 exons. The record is from RefSeq and is a predicted model, not a curated record.
GACAGUACUGUCAGUCAAAAGAGAAUGAAGAAAAGAAGGAAAUUUGAAGAUUACGUUCAAGGGUCAGAUUUGUCUCCUGAGGAGGAUGAGUCCUUGCCAGACAAGAAAAGGGAGGAUACAGUGUUGCUUCCGGUUCCUCCACCAAAGAUUAAGCUCUCAAAUAGGGCAACCACAGGACAAAAUGCAAUGCUGCUCGAGUUACCUGCACCCCCAGAACUGGCUAACACCAUCAAUAGACGACCAGAGAGUCCUGCAUCUUCAGACAUUUCUGGAUGUUCUUGUCCAAUGCCUCAUUGUUCACCCACAAGGUCUGAAUCAGCAGAAGAAUUUAGUCCAGGGUCAGCCAGAUCUAACCGUUCUCACACACCUCAGCGUGGAGUUUGUAAUCCAUCACAUUUUGGGAGCAGAAAAGGUUGGGCAUCCUCAUCCAGAUCUAAGCGUUCUCGCACACCUCAGCGUGGAGUUCCAAAUCCAGCACAGUCCGGGAGCAGAAAAGGUCGGGCAUCCUCAUCCAGAUUUAGUCGUUCUCGCACACCUCAGCGUGGAGUUCCAAAUCCAGCACAGUCCGGGAGCAGAAAAGGUUGGGCAUCCUCAUCCAGAUCUAGUCGUUCUCGCACACCUCAGCGUGGAGUUCCAAAUCCAGCACAGUCCGGGAGCAGAAAAGGUCAGGCAUCCUCGUCCAGAUCUAACCGUUCUCACACACCUCAGCGUGGAGUUUGUAAUCCAUCACAUUUUGGGAGCAGAAAAGGUUGGGCAUCCUCAUCCAGAUCUAAGCGUUCUCGCACACCUCAGCGUGGAGUUCCAAAUCCAGCACAGUCAGGGAGCAGAAAAGGUCGGGCAUCCUCAUCCAGAUUUAGUCGUUCUCGCACACCUCAGCGUGGAGUUCCAAAUCCAGCACAGUCCGGGAGCAGAAAAGGUCGGGCAUCCUCAUCCAGAUUUAGUCGUUCUCGCACACCUCAGCGUGGAGUUCCAAAUCCAGCACAGUCCGGGAGCAGAAAAGGUUGGGCAUCCUCAUCCAGAUCUAGUCGUUCUCGCACACCUCAGCGUGGAGUUCCAAAUCCAGCACAGUCCGGGAGCAGAAAAGGUCAGGCAUCCUCGUCCAGAUCUAACCGUUCUCACACACCUCAGCGUGGAGUUUGUAAUCCAUCACAUUUUGGGAGCAGAAAAGGUUGGGCAUCCUCAUCCAGAUCUAAGCGUUCUCGCACACCUCAGCGUGGAGUUCCAAAUCCAGCACAGUCCGGGAGCAGAAAAGGUCGGGCAUCCUCAUCCAGAUUUAGUCGUUCUCGCACACCUCAGCGUGGAGUUCCAAAUCCAGCACAGUCCGGGAGCAGAAAAGGUCGGGCAUCCUCAUCCAGAUCUAGUCGUUCUCGCACACCUCAGCAUGGAGUUCCAAAUCCAGCACAGUCCGGGAGCAGAAAAGGCUUUUCACCAACAAUCUAAUGGCUGGUUUCAACAUGAAGGGGCAGGGUCGCAGUGAGAAAAAAGCCUUCCAGGAUACAGUUUUUUACUCUUUGGUAAAAGCUGCAGUAAUGAAGUGGAGUAAAACUGCCACGGAACUUGAAAUUAGGGCUGCUAUGGCUGAGACACUGAAACAUGCUCCCGGGAGAGCUGGAGGUGGAGGUCGUCGCAAAGUCUGAACAUUGUGUAUUGUACAUUCUUAGAGUUUUUUUUGUUUUUAACUCUUGGAAUGUGUUGCU